Fusarium sp. VM40 is the source of this 867-nucleotide messenger RNA. NCBI's taxonomy places the organism in Eukaryota, Fungi, Ascomycota, Sordariomycetes, Hypocreales, Nectriaceae. The record is from the annotation of a GenBank genome assembly.
AUGUCCCAGCACCAUCAACAUCCAUCACCACAGAUGGUGAUGGAUACAUCCCAUCUAGGCCACCAUAGACUCGGGCCGCCCCAGUUUGGAGCUCAAGGUCAAGUUAUGGGGCCCAUGUACCAGACUCUCUCGACUCCAACGCCACCGAAUCAUCCUCAACAUUCGGUUCCCGGCUCUAGCAACAAAAGGCCGCGGCCAAGUGACCUCGAUCUAUCAGUUGCCGGUAUGGCUGAAUUAGAACACUCGGAUCUUAGUGGCAUGCAGCAAACACCACUGGGUGCUGCUUAUGCUCACGCUGCCGCUGUGGCCGUGUCGCAGUCUCAACACCAACCUAUACAUCACCACCACCAUCUUCCCGAUUCGGAGCCACCUUCCAAGAUGAUGCGCCGCGACGAAGGCUUAGGAGGCGCCCCAAGUGUUGUGGGACAAGUUGGAAUGCCAGAUCCAGCACCACGACCACGGGGACCAAAGCUGAAGUUCACACCAGAAGACGACCAGCUCUUGAUCGAACUUAAGGAGAACAAGAAUUUGACAUGGAAGCAAAUUGCAGACUUCUUCCCCGGACGAUCGUCAGGCACAUUACAAGUCCGAUACUGUACGAAGCUAAAAGCAAAGACUACAAAUUGGACUGAUGAGACAGACCAAAAGCUUCGAACCGCACUUCAGGACUACGAGAACGAGAAAUGGAGAAUUGUCGCCAAUAAAGUUGGGACUGGCUUCACUCCCGCAGCGUGUCGAGAACGGGCUGAGCAACUAAUAGUUGAGGAUCCAGCAACUUUGGCGGCUUUGUCACAGUCAUUAUCACCGGCCAUGGCCUCGAACGCGGAUUCCGAUGAACAUUUAUAUUCACAUCAUCAGCUUCAAUAA